AUGGCGGAAAUUCCGAAGCAAGUCACGCUCCAACAUAAUUCGAAGUACGGCGCGAUGCAAUGGGAAUGGACGGUCAAAAUCUUGGAAGAGCCACAGUUUCCAAGCAGUGGGGCGCGCAUAGUCCGAAGUGGCACCUUUGCCAAAGUCCGUGGCCGAAAGGCCUUGACGAGAAGCUGCUUGAGCAAUUCACUGGAGCAAGACCGUGGGCGUUGGCGACCGGGGCUACCGGGGCUCAAAGUGAGACACCUUCGUGUGCACCUCACCGCUGAAGUCAAGACGCGCGGCGUCACACUGGGAAGCUGUCACUGCCGACCUCACUGGACCUACGCUUCCACUGAGUUUGAGCUCUACAGCAAUGUGACUGAUUCACAGUUAGUCCUUGCCAAGAAUGAGCUCUACUUAGCAGACUGUGAUAGCAAGGAGUCCAACAAACGUGAUGUCCUGUCCGUAUUGCUGGGCAUCGUGGGCAGAGCAGGUAUUGUAGUUCUUGCUUGUACGAAUUUCCUGCACCAGCUGGACGAUGCAAUGGUUCGACCUGGUCGCCUAGAGAAAUGGAUCCCAGUCCUUCCUUUCAGCUUCGAAGAGAGGUUGAAUUUCUUCGCGGAGAAGGUGCUGAGCGUCUUCGAUGGUGCUGGGAAAGGCUUGUGUCGGCCUUCUGGAUGGAGUGUUGCCGACUUGAUGGAUUCGACUGUUGCGGACUUGGAUCUCUUGCGUCGCAAGAGUGGAAUUCUCAUGGCGAAAGUGAAUGAAUCUGGGAUGAGUCAGGCGGAGCUCAACAAAAACUUUUGCGACCUGAUGCAGGAAGAGCGGGCCAAAUCUCGGAUGAAGCUGCCACCGCAUCAGACGCGCUUGGAUUUCUUGGGAAUAUUUAUUUGUCAAGUGUUCCUGGCGCAAGCGGAACAUCUAAUUUUCGAUCUUUGUAAAGGCGCUUGA
Durusdinium trenchii is the source of this 933-nucleotide messenger RNA. Lineage: Eukaryota; Dinophyceae; Suessiales; Symbiodiniaceae. The record is from the annotation of a GenBank genome assembly.